Lachancea sp. 'fantastica' is the source of this 207-nucleotide messenger RNA. The record is from the annotation of a GenBank genome assembly. Lineage: Eukaryota; Fungi; Ascomycota; Saccharomycetes; Saccharomycetales; Saccharomycetaceae.
AUGAAGCCUGAAAAGGCGUAUUUGGCACUCACUUUAGUAGCUUAUGUAUACAUAGCAGUUGCUUUGGUCAGCUUGUGGAAGCUCUGGUCAAAUCCGUCAAGUUUGUAUUACUGGAGCGCUAUUCUACUCACACCGGUGUCAUUUUGGCUAUGGUGCAUUAUAUCAUGGACCGGAGCCGAAAUCUUCGCCCACGCAAAGCGAGAAUGA